Triticum turgidum subsp. durum (durum wheat) is the source of this 468-nucleotide messenger RNA. The record is from the annotation of a GenBank genome assembly. NCBI's taxonomy places the organism in Eukaryota, Viridiplantae, Streptophyta, Magnoliopsida, Poales, Poaceae.
AUGUGCAACCGCUCGCCGGAAUCCGGCUGCUCCUCCCAAGCGCCGCCCACGCCGUCCUCUGCUCGUUCCCGCACGCUGCCGGCUGCAUCUCGCUGUUUCGCGCCGCCGGGAUCACGCCUAUCGCCUUCCCGCGGACGCCGGAGGAAUAGCUCAGGCACUGCUCCUCCACAUCCUCUUGGUUGCAUGACCACCACUCUGCCUUCUUUCGUUGCGGCUUUGUCGCCGUCGCAUCUAGGCAGAAGCGAACCAUCUCACGCGCCCCUGCCAGUCCCAGCAACACGCAAAAAGCUGUCGCCCCUUACCUGUUGGUUGUCCGCUCAUGGCAACCCUCCCUACGCUGAGGCUGAGCUGACCGUGGCAGUCUGCGAGAGCCGAUCUGGGCCGCAUCUUCUUCAUCUUCAAAGCAACAGCAGCGAGCCUGUUCAGUUCGUCUUCAAGGAGCAGCAACGCAUCACGUUCACCCACUAG